Molecule: messenger RNA, 502 nt
Organism: Paramecium octaurelia
Lineage: Eukaryota; Ciliophora; Oligohymenophorea; Peniculida; Parameciidae
Source: the annotation of a GenBank genome assembly
AUGAGUAAUACUUUUAAGUCUGCAGGCAAUACUCUUGCCAAAGGGAAUGACUUAGGAUAAACUAACCAAAGUUUCGGUGGCUCUCAAAACCCUGCUUCUUUAAAGGGGAAAUUGAUGAGCUUGGAAGUAUUAAAAAUAUCCAUCUUAGGAAACAAUCAAAGGGAUUCAAGAUGAGAUGAAUUUCCACAAAAAAGAAGUUUAAAUACUCAAAUCAGAAAAAGAUACCUUAGAAUCCGUUUUGAGCAUGAAAACUCAAGAUGUCAAAAAGACUCUUACCAAUGAGCUUAUGAGAAUAGAGGAGGAAAUGAAAAGGUAUGGACUAAUCUAUGUAAUUAGACACUUUGCACAUCAAAAGGCUGAAAAUUCAAGAUUAUAAUAAUAAAUCACAGCAUUAAAAGGAGAAAAGACUGCUCUACAAUAAUAAUUGUUAGGAUUACAGAGAAGAAUAGCUGAGUUGGAAUUAUAAGUUGGUUAAGAACAAGCCUGAGUAGUAAUAUAACCC